CCGUAGAAAUAGAUCGAGUUAUUCAGAACAAUAAAAUAGAUCAGGUUAUAUUUAGAAGACGUGCUCGCGUUCUGCAAACUUGCGAAUUUUUAACCUAACCUAAUAACGGCGUUUGAUGUUUACGCAGAAAAAGGAGCGCGCCAGUCAGAAAGAGAAGAAGAGAUUGCACUCGCGACAAUAGAGUAGCGUUAACAACGCGAUAACAAAAAAAAAAUUUCAUUGCUUAUGUAAUAUUUGAGUUGUGUAUUCGUUUUUAUCAAUUAUAUCGAUAUUUUAUCAAUUAUAUUGAUAACACAUGUGGCACCUCUCACCAGUGUUACCACGUGUGUAAAAAUAAUAGUUUACUGUAAUGUUGAUGUGUAAUGUAAUAAUGAUGGUUUGUGUAUGAACUACUUUUCAACGCUUUGCAUGACGAGAUUACAUUACGCGCACCAAUGGCGGAAUCUGAAAAAGCAAGCACAUUGGAAUGGACACGGCCCGAUCAAGUGAUGCAACUAUAUCGUAUGAAGUUGAAGAAACGCGUGCUUCAGGCACGUAUCAAUAAAACGAAUGUCAACAAGGACAAGAUUGUUCAAGGUGAGAAUUUGGAUGGAUUAACUUCCGGCAGCAAUGCGCUGCAGCACACAAGUCAGAAGCGUAAAAAUCCAUUUGCGAUCAAUGUUAACAAUGAAACGUGCAAGAAACCGAGAGACGUAACAAGCGGAUUGGAAAUCAGCAGCGACAACACGUUGUUCGAAUUAUUGAACAUCGACGUUCAAUCCAAGAAACAAACGACGAAUGUGACCGCGGAUGAGUCGUUGAAUUUCGCUAACGUUCUCUCAAAAUUAGAAUCAAACGUUGAGAAUAACGUGGAAUGCCCGAGAGGCGCGAAACACUUGCCCAUAGAUUGGACAUUGAAGACUAAAAUGAGAUUCACAUCUCCGAAACCUUUCCCGUGGAGUAGCAAACUCAAGACGAGCGAAGAGGCGUCGGGCACCACUGGAUUUGUCAGAUGCCUGAACAUUGGGGACAAAGAGACAACUUUGGAUACUAGUCUGAACGCAAGAUUUCAUCAGUGUUGCUUGCUGUGGCAACACCCGUCUAUACCGUGGUUAGAGCUUUUUCCUCGCUCGUCGGGCAAAGUAAGCGCUGCCCUCGCAAACAAUGCGGCGAUAGCGAACAAUCAGGGAGCUAAGGACGCUCUGCACAGCGAAUGGUGCGACAGUUUCAGAUCCCUGUUUCACUUACUGCGAGCGGGACAAUGUCCGUAUUUUUACAUGUGCGCGAACACAUUCACCGUGCUUUUUCGCGCUGCCGGUAUCUGCGGACUGUCGGAGAUUCAUGCCCUCGUGUCACCCACGACGCGCGGAUUCCGUCAGUUGCUGAAGCAAGAAGAAAUAGAAUAUUCCAUGCCAUUGAGGAAGGAUCCUAAAAGACGAUCAGCAGAAUUAGAUUCUAAAUCUGUAGAUUCCGUGUCUGACACGACAAUGAACGAGCAGGAGAAUAAUGUCGAAGACGAUGACGAAGCUCACGAUGGCGCGUUGCUCGAAAGUCUGGGGAUAGAAAAUUCGGAAAUUCUCAAAAUCAAUCACUCACAAACGAGAAUGACCAUGGAUAAGGAGAGCAGAGUGGACAAUUUGAGACAGUCUCUCGUGUUUGUGAGAGGCGUGGAGACGCAGGCGUUGUUUAAUUUUUUAAUUAAUUGCAAAUCAGCCACAUCGGUGACCGGUGCGUUAGCCGGGAUCCCGCCUACGCUUUUGGCUCCGACGGCUUUUCACGGGGCCACGUUAAAACCGCUUAAGGUUCGUGAAAGUGUGGUACGAUUGUGCGAUGACAACAAUAGAUAUUAUUCUCUCGAACUAAAAGGACCGCUUCUGCCGCACGUUCUACCUUCUCUUUGUCAUUUAAUGAAAUCUAGUCAAUUGGAACAGUAUUCGGCAAGUUGCGCGCAGUUGGCGUCAACGAGUUCGUUCUCCGCUGUGAAAUACGAUCAAACAGGUGUCACAAAAGGAGAGGAUAGCAACGCUUCCAAAGUGCCGCCUAACGUCUUCGGACAAGAGAAUCUGAGCGAUUGCGGGUUAAACGAAGAUUUACUAAGUCACUUUUGUAGUCCCGAUCCUGCCAGAAUAGAGGUUGUAGAAAGCUUUAAGUUCCUCAACGGAUUGUACAUAUGGUCUUGACUUUUCAUAAUUGUUUGAUCUCAAGAAAUAAUUUAUACAAUAUUUAAGUAUAUCUAACUUUGUGUUAUUAAAUAGAUAUGUAUAUAUAUAUAUACAUACAUAUCUAUAUAAUUAAUUCUUAACUUUCCAAUAUAAAAAAGCCGACGUCUUGGUCCGAGCAUUUUUUAUUGCUCGACGAGACGUAAGAAGAAUAAUGGACUGUCAUUUUGAAAAAUAAGAGAGUGUUAUGUGUGUGUGUGUGUGUGUGUCUAAUCUGUCAUAUACAUAUUUGUACAGUUUACAAAAAGAAAGAAGGUAGGUCGUCAUCUGUGUGUAAAGAACUGUGUGUAAAGUAGAAAAAGAAGAAUUUGUUCAUAUAAUAUAUUCCAUAUAUACAUAUAUACAUAUAUAAUCAUAUUAUAUACUAUAUAUAUAUAUAUAUAAAUAAUGUAUUCAUCAUGUUAUUAUACCGAUAUUGUUAUCGAUAUUAGGUAACACCGUUUUCACUCAAGUCGACACUAAGUCGAACGCAUAUUCUUAACGCGUAAUACUUUUUUUAAAAUAUACACAACAAAAAACUUGUACGUUAUAUUUUUGCGAUAUAUACCGAUCUGUUUUA
Pseudomyrmex gracilis is the source of this 2757-nucleotide messenger RNA. It is a transcript of the gene hd, whose product is annotated as protein downstream neighbor of son homolog. The record is from RefSeq and is a predicted model, not a curated record. NCBI's taxonomy places the organism in Eukaryota, Metazoa, Arthropoda, Insecta, Hymenoptera, Formicidae. Bases 435 to 2159 code for a protein of 574 amino acids. Gene Ontology annotation, cellular component: nucleus. The transcript is spliced from 7 exons. Gene Ontology annotation, biological process: nuclear DNA replication.